CAGACACCGCUUCCGGUGUCGCCACCUUCUUUGUCUCCGGCCCAACAUUUCGACACCAGGGGGUUGUCUAUUUUUCCCUUAAGUUUUUAGGAUAUAUUUAUACAUAUAUCCUUAGUUUUCUAAUAUUGAAUGACAGUCGACUCUGAAAUAUUGAUGCCUAAAAGUAAAGCGCCGAAAAUGGACGACCUGGACUACAUCCCCAUAGACCUGAGCCCAGAGGAGCGCUCUGAGCUGGAGGACAUCCGCAGGAGGAAGGGCAUCCUGCUGCAGGAGAUCCAGAGGCUCAGAGAGGAAUUAAGAGAGGCAAUUCUGGAGGUGGAGGGACUGGAGACCAGCACAGAGGGCAGUAAAACUCUUCAGAAAAGCAGGCAUGUGGCAAUGGGAAGGAAGAAAUUCAAUAUGGACCCAAAAAAGGGCAUCGUGUUUCUGGUGGAGAAUGAGCUGCUCAGACACACUUCAGAGGACAUUUCGCAGUUCCUCUACAAAGGAGAGGGCCUCAACAAGACCGCUAUAGGAGAUUACCUCGGAGAAAGAGACGACUUCAACAUCAAAGUUCUUCAGGCUUUCGUUGACCUCCAUGAGUUUACUGAUCUGAACCUCGUGCAGGCCCUCAGACAGUUCCUGUGGAGUUUCCGCUUGCCUGGUGAAGCGCAGAAAAUUGACAGAAUGAUGGAGGCCUUUGCUCAGAGAUACUGCCACUGCAACCCCGGUGUCUUCCAGAGUACCGACACGUGUUACGUGCUGUCCUUUGCGAUCAUUAUGCUGAAUACAAGCCUCCAUAACCCGAAUGUGAGGGACAAACCCGGAGUGGAUCGUUUCAUCUCGAUGAACCGAGGCAUCAAUGAGGGAGGAGACCUGCCUGAAGACCUGCUCAGAAAUCUCUACGAAAGCAUUAAAAAUGAGCCCUUCAAGAUCCCAGAAGACGACGGCAAUGACCUGACGCACACCUUCUUUAACCCAGACAGAGAGGGCUGGCUGCUUAAACUCGGGGGACGAGUGAAAACCUGGAAACGACGAUGGUUCAUUCUCACAGACAACUGCCUUUAUUACUUUGAGUAUACCACAGAUAAGGAGCCGCGAGGUAUCAUUCCCUUGGAAAACCUUAGCAUCCGUGAGGUCGAAGACCCAAGAAAACCUAACUGUUUUGAGUUGUACAUCCCAAACAACCGUGGUCAGCUGAUCAAGGCGUGUAAGACGGAGGCCGACGGGAGAGUGGUGGAAGGAAACCACAACGUGUACCGCAUCUCCGCCCCCACGCCCGAGGAGAAGGAUGAGUGGAUCCACAGCAUCAAAUCUGCUGUCAGUGUUGAUCCCUUCUAUGAAAUGCUCGCUGCCAGGAAGAAACGUAUAUCACUGAAGAAGAAGGAGGAACAACCAUAGAGUAUUCCCUUCAUUCUCUCCCGUUCUUCCUUUCUCCAUUCUCAUCCGCCUUCCAACACCGGACACGGGUCUUCAGCCCUUCUCCUCACCACCCCGUCAUAAGUAUUGAUUUCCCCCUCCUUCCCUCCCGUCCCAGGAAUGCGUCCUGUCCCUGACACGAGGACUCCUUGCUGUCCUCCCUACUAGACUCUUGAAAGCUACAUGCAGAGUGACGCGUUCACCAGCUGUAGCUGCCUCUUGUAAUCUUGUUUCUCACACUUCUGCUGUUCUACACAAAACCCGACGCACUACAGCCCGAGCGCACCGUCCGUCCCGUCUUCUCACCGCUUUCCUCACUCGCUCGGCAUUCAAGUAAAGUGAAACGUGUCGCGGGCCAUAUGCACACUACUGUGGGUGAUCUCAAAGGAACAUUUUGUCAAAGCUGCCGACCCAAUAUGGACAAAUGAGAAAACGCUGGGAAAAUAGAUGCUUUAAAAAUGCUAAGAUUGUCAGGAUUUUUAGGACUUUUAGUUUUUUCUUUCUUACUUUGUCAUUCACAAUUGCUCCUUAAACCACAAAGAAAACUUUAAAAACAGCAGGCAGUUGUUCAGCAGAAAUAUGUAAUGGUCCUGGCUGAAGCAGUUUGUGCAUGCGUAAUAAUUUAACGGUACUUGUUAUGCACGACGGACCUUUUUAGACUCUGAAAAUGAAGCGUGGACUGAAGAUCCCCUGAAUGUAUCUUUCUGACAUCUGUCUGCAUUAGUGUGAAUAUAAUCUUAUUGAGUGGGGCAGGCAGCUCACCCCAAAAAAAUGUGACCGCACUAUUCGACCAUCCACAACAACAUUUAUUUUAGAGCGAGGAAUCUGUUAAGUCAAAGUAGCAAGCAAUUAAAGAUAUGCCCAUUGCUUGCUACAGCACUCCUCACGGCUUUGACUCAAAUUGCUACUGUCUACACGUAGACACUGUAACCCUUGUGUGGGGGAAAUGUCCCUGUUCGUUACGGUUGACCUUCAGAUGUGGUCGUGUGUUCAGGCGGAAAGAGGGCUUCAAUUAUCGCAGACGGCUGUUCCUCUUCUUCCAAAAAGCUGCUUGUUUCCGCUUAGAGACAACACGUGUAUAUAUAUAUGUUCCUCUUCAGCAUGUUUUUUACAUGUUUGAGCAAUAGCAGAGUAAAGCGUAGUUCCAGUCUGUAGGCUUGUUUACAAACCCUUGGUAACACUAGAUUUAAAAGGUCCAUUUAGCAGCGAUCGUCCUCUCUGAUGUUCAAGCAUGCCCCAAAUCAUUUCACUCUCGCCGACGAACAUCGACAUCUCUCUCACCAUUAAUGACUGUUGGGGUCUGUCCGCCGAGUUUCGAGGAAUCACAAAGGCAGCUCAUUACAAUGUAUACUUUUUGUAAAUAGAUGUUAGCAUAUUUCUUUACGAUACACAUAGAAAUGAUUUAAUUUAUUCUUUUUUAGUCUGAUUUUUGUACGAGCUACUGUAGGACAGCAUGCUGGUAGAUCGAGGUGUCAGUCGCCGGUGCUGACGCUUCGCUGAUCAUGCUAGUGCACUGAUUUUAAAAGUGUUAGUGUUCCCUGUUGACACGGAAGAGCUGCAUUUAAUACGGAAGCUGGUUUAUCCACAGAGAACAUUGUUGGUUAUAUUUUCAUUGGAAAACAAAACGAUAUUCAGGAAAUGUUUAGUACUGUGGUUGAUCUGUGGCCCAGCCUGUUGGUUUUCUGGGUAAACCAGCGCUGUAAAGCACAAGCAGCAAUGAGUCUCCCGCUCACUGAAACGCGUCCAGUUUUACCUUCUUUUGCUGCCCAAGUGGGAGUAAGCUGUUUACUCAAACGGAAACGCUCCGUCUUGCCAGAGUGAUGCAAAGGAAGAGACGCCAAAACAAGGAACACUAACAAAGCUUUGAUUCAUUAUGUAAUAGUUUUCAGAUUAAAUGAACGGUAACAGGUCCAGAGUUGUGUCCAGUGAUGGCUUUGCUUGACUUCCAGUUCAUGAACUUAUUACUAGUAGUCUGUUGGAUUGAAAUUGGAGUGAAAAUACUUGUCUACUGCACUUUAUCAAUUUUAGCAUUUUGGAGAAAAUGUUGUUACUUGGACUCAGUGCUCCGUGUCAUCCUCUGCUGGCGAUCUCACACACUGCAAUAUGAUGAAGGAUGAACCCUGAACUGUGUAGAAAUGCUGCGUAGCGUCACCACCUGGUCAGUGCCAGCUCUCCCUUUCUGUUUUUUAACGUGUGCCGUAUUUGUUCACCUGAUCACAUUGUUUGAAAUGGAAUGAGGUAUUUUAUCUCCGAUCAGAACAUGUAGACCUUGUUUUAAAUACACAGUGUGAUGAGUCCUUCAGAUCAGUUAUUGCCUUUCACCACGAUUCCAUCAAACUGACAUAAAAGGCCUAACUGUAUACAUGCCUCCACACUAAACACGGGCUGUCUGUAGGCCGUCACUUUCUGGGUAUUCUUAGUUCGAAGUUGCCAAAAAUGAAUUGUUGGGCCUACAAAUAUUGCCAUUAAAUAUUGAACGCUGAAAUGAUCAAGUUGAAGCUGGGCCUCCAUUUCUGAUUCCACCCUUUUCAGAACAUGUUCAUUUUUGUAUUUAUUUAUUUUUAUUUACUGUGAGGUGAAGAUGAUAGAUCAUCUGUAAAUGUAGCAAAAUGAAAAUGACACACCGGUGCCACUAAACUACUAUGUAACAAUAAAUGAAUGGUGAACAGAGA
Molecule: messenger RNA, 4070 nt
Organism: Gasterosteus aculeatus aculeatus (three-spined stickleback)
Lineage: Eukaryota; Metazoa; Chordata; Actinopteri; Perciformes; Gasterosteidae
Gene: cyth2
Product: cytohesin 2
Biological process (GO): regulation of ARF protein signal transduction
Molecular function (GO): guanyl-nucleotide exchange factor activity
Source: RefSeq, a predicted model, not a curated record